Lodderomyces beijingensis is the source of this 420-nucleotide messenger RNA. Lineage: Eukaryota; Fungi; Ascomycota; Pichiomycetes; Serinales; Debaryomycetaceae. The record is from the annotation of a GenBank genome assembly.
AUGUCGGAAUACCCAACGCUAUCACUAGUUCAGUUUCGCACGGCACUUCAAGACAUCUCACAAUUGGAACUCGAGUCCAAGAUACACCAACAGCUAACAUUUAUUUUCAAACUAGUGGAAACGAAUAAUGAGUUAGCGAAGGAAAUAGCGAGUGGGGAAGCCUCGGCGGAGGAUGCGCAGAUGUAUCGAGAGACGAUUGAGGAGAACAAAUCUAGCUUGGUUGAACAGAUUGCGAGAGUCGAAAGCAUAUAUAGCGAAUUUGUCGAACGUGGGUUGAUUAGCUCGGAUGAGAAGGUUGCCCGAGAGAAGAGGUUGUUGGAUGAGAUUAACGAACGAGAUGAUGAGGUUAAGGUGGGGGAGCACGGGGAACGGGGAGGAGAAGAAGACAAGGACAAGGACGUUGGAGAGGUGUUGCUCUGA